UCUCUCUCUCUCUCUCUCUCUCUAUCUAUCUAUCUACCAAUAUAAACAUACCUGUUGAUGCAUUUAUAUAACUGUCUAAAGCCAUAUUUAUAAAUUGUGUGUUUUUGUGUGUGGAAAGAAGCAAUGGAAGGCGUGUCAGUAAGUGUAUACAGAAGAUUAAGUGGGUAUUGGAGGAAGAGAGGCUAUGAGCGGCUAAGUGGGACGGAUCGGAGAAGGAAGACUACUCGGUUGGGGUUAGGUGCGGCCGGUUCGAACCGGAGGAGGCGGUUCUGGAGGAUAAAGAAUACUCCGAAGCUGAGGCUGAAGCUUCGAUUCUCGCCCAAGAAGUUCUUCUGUGGGCUGAGGGACGCUUACGUGAAGAUGAUGCUGAGGAUUGCUAAUUCCUGCGUGGUCAAUGGUGGUGGGAUUGGUGGAUUCGCAGGGGAUUGGAUUGGUGAGUUUGGGAUGGCCCCACUUAAGGAGUAUGAUGAGAGGAUGAUCAUUCAGAUGUACAAAUCAAUCGUGAUGGCUCAGGGUCAAUUGGUGUCCCGGGACGCUGCCAGAAUUGGCACCGAGAUCGUCUGCCACCGGUAGAAAAAAAAUAAAAAAAAUAUAUAUAUAUAUAUAUAUUGAUUUCACGUCCUUUUUUUUUUUUUUUUAAUGUCUACGUCUUGUAAUUCUAACAAAUAAGUUUCUUGUAUUAAGUCUUGCACUGAUUAAUUAUCAGAUUGGAAUUAGUGCAGAAGCAAGGGUCUUAACACGCUACCUUAUAAGUUGAGACUAUAUUAUUUCAGGCUGAAAGUAGUUUUUUUUGUAUCAAUAGUCUGAGGCGUUCGGAUUAACUUAUGCAAAUUUUUUUUCUGAUCUGGUUAAAAAUAGAUUAUUAAUGCCAGAAUUAGAUUAUU
Ilex paraguariensis (yerba mate) is the source of this 884-nucleotide messenger RNA. NCBI's taxonomy places the organism in Eukaryota, Viridiplantae, Streptophyta, Magnoliopsida, Aquifoliales, Aquifoliaceae. The record is from the annotation of a GenBank genome assembly.